Molecule: messenger RNA, 780 nt
Organism: Lottia gigantea (owl limpet)
Lineage: Eukaryota; Metazoa; Mollusca; Gastropoda; Lottiidae
Exons: 1
Coding region: 1-780 (259 amino acids)
Source: RefSeq, a predicted model, not a curated record
AUGGUAUCCUCCAAGAUCAGGAAAAGACAACUUGAAGAGAAAUUGGGAUUAACAAACGAUGGAUUGAUUACCAGUAAUUUCAACCCGGAUAUAACUGGUAUAGUUUGGGAUAUUUUACAUGAGAAAUUCAAUCUUUUUACUCAUCCUCGACUAAAGGAUGAACAAGAGUCCGAUUAUGUCUUCUUUUUGAUUGUCAGAAAUAUCCAUGCUUCUAUUUGGGCGAUUCGUGAUGAUUAUUUAAACAAUAUAUCCACGUUGGUCUCCAGAGAGUAUGUUUCAGCUUGCUCAUUGGAAGAGUUUCUGAAUGAAGAACUACAAAGCGUUAUUCGGAGGUAUCAUGUGAUAUACGAAGAGAUGGCCAAUCGAUAUAUGGUACAAGCUGAUCAAAUUCAAACCUCUCAAGUAGAUUAUGAUAUUUGCCUGUAUAUUGGAACCUUGACUCUUCCGGAAAAGUCUCUAGACGUCAUCAUGGCUAUGAUAGCAGACAAAUCGUACAUGUUGUUGCAGAGCGAUUGCUUGGAAUACUGCAAAACAUUUGUAUACACGUAUUUCGAUCUGAUAGAAGAGCAGAUGGAUGAAAAUCAGACAGCAAUUUUGGAGAAAUUGACUGUUACCACCAACAUUGUUUCACAAAUAAGUGAGCGAUCAGGGCGUCAGAAACCAUCAUCUGGAUUCUCAAUACGGUCACUCUUUCACUCAACUUUUCUUCAUGGAUUUCUCGGUGUGUUAUUUGGAAAUUUUGCCUGGUGGUUAAUUACUAGAUAUAUCAAUUUUAAAUAG